ACGCGGCGAUCAUUCCACGAGAAACGACCGAUCACCGUCGACGUGCGCGCGUCUUCCGUCGCGAUUUGUGUUUCCAUUCUCACCUCCCGGCCUUCUCCGCCGUGCGCGUGUUCGAGUUUAACGACACGGCGCGUCAGUCAACGUCGUUCGUACUCUUCUCGCUUUUCAAAAAUCCACGGGCCACACCACCGGUACCGUCGUGCGUGCGUACCCGUCCGCUCCAGAUGACGCGUGCUGCCGUUGCCGUGUGUACGUGACAAUACGCAAACAGUGUUUCCGAAAAACGGAUAACGAAAAUACACAUUGUAUUACAAUCGAUAAAACCCCCGUGGUUUUGUGUUCGCCGGUCCGGUCGUCCGCUACAUAACUGAUCCGUGUCCGUUCGUGCGUGGUGACGCGUGUGUGCGCACGCGUAACCCGUCUCUACUCCGGCCGCCGCCAUGUUCGACGUUUUCGGUUCCGUCAAGGGACUGCUGAAGAUCGACAGCGUAUGCAUCGACAACAAUAUCUUCCGGCUGCACUACAAGGCUACCGUCAUCAUCUUGGUCGCCUUCUCGCUGUUGGUCACGUCCCGUCAGUACAUCGGCGACCCGAUCGAUUGCAUCGUCGACGAUGUGCCGCUCAACAUCAUGGACACGUACUGUUGGAUCUACUCGACGUUUACGCUGCCCAACCACGUCAACGGCCGCGUCGGCAAGGACGUGGUCCAGCCCGGCGUCCGGUCCCACGUGGACGGUGAGGACGAAGUCAAGUACCACAAGUACUACCAAUGGGUGUGCUUCGUGCUCUUCUUCCAAGCCAUGUUCUUCUACCUGCCCAGGUACAUGUGGAAGACGUGGGAGGGCGGCCGCAUCAAAAUGCUCGUGCUCGAUCUGAACUGCCCGAUCAUCAGCGAGGAGUGCAAGACUGACCGUAAGAAGCUGCUCAUCGACUACUUUGCCACCAACCUGCACACGCAAAACUUCUACGCUAUUAGGUUCUUCCUGUGUGAGUUCCUCAACUUUGUUAACGUCAUAGCUCAAAUAUUUUUCAUGGACUACUUCCUCGACGGUGAGUUUAGUACUUACGGCUCAGACGUUCUCAAGUUCACUGAAAUGGAACCCGAAGACAGAGACGACCCUAUGGCUCGGGUGUUCCCCAAAGUCACCAAGUGUACAUUCCAUAAAUAUGGUCCAUCCGGUUCGAUCCAGAAAUUAGAUGGUCUAUGUGUGUUGCCGCUCAAUAUUGUCAAUGAAAAAAUCUACGUUUUCUUGUGGUUCUGGUUCUUGUUUGUUGCCGUGCUCAGUGGUCUUAAUCUGGUGUACCGUACUGCUGUUGUGGUCAUGCCUAAAUUUCGUUUGCUGUUGUUGAGAGCAAGAUCUCGUUUAGCUCCACAAGACGAAGUAGAAACUAUUACUAAGAAGUGCCAGAUCGGUGAUUGGUUUGUUUUGUACCAAUUGGGUAAGAACAUUGACCCCUUGAUUUUCAAGGAGCUUGUAUCAGACUUGGCCAAGAAAUUGGACGGUAAGGAGAGUGUAUAAAUGUGACUUGAUAAAUUACAAUCGUGUAUUUAAUUACUAAAUUAAACAAAAAAAUUGUUAGCUUAGGGAAACACGGUUCAGAGAACGGAUAAGCAAUAAUUUAGACAAUUUGUUUUUUUUUCAAUAACAUUUUAUACUAUCCCAUGUUUCCGCAUGGCGUAAAUUAAAUACUAUAUUUUUUAAAAUUAGUUUCUGAUUGCUUUUAUCGGAGAACACAGGGGUUGUGCAGUUAAGGGUAUUGUAUUCAUGAUUAACCUUCUAGGUUUUUAUUAUAUUAUCGACAAUUUUUUGAAACAGUUAUCUUUAAAUAUAUGUUUAUAAAUUGUACUGUUUGCCCAACUGAAAAUAAAAAUUGUUGGUCUCAUUUCAUUAUAUGUAAAGUGUAAUCAAUAUUGCUGCUGUGUUUCAACUCUGAAUUAGGUAAUGAAACUUUUGAUAAUUUACCUUUAUACAUAUUUUAAGAUUAUUUUAACAUGUUUAUAAUUGAACAUUUAUUAUGUUAAUCAAAAAAUAAUACCUUUAUUUUCAUAUUCCAAUCAUUCUAAACAUUAAUAGCUGAUCUAAAUUAAAAUAUAAACAAUAUAAACUUUAUGUUAAUUAUUUAUCUCUAAUUACUUAAAUUGUAAGUAGGUAUGUUAAUUAUCUUAAUGGUUUACUCAUUAUUGCAUGUAUUUAUUGAAAUGCUCUAUAUUAUUUUAAGAUUAUCAUUGUCAAAUUGUCUACAGAUACAGUACUAGUGUCACUGUAUAAAGUUUCAUAGCAGUUAAUACUGUUCUGGUAUUUUUAAUUAUCUAUACAUUAAAGUGUUUUCUGAGUCUUCCAUUUUGAGCAAUCUAUGUGUUCACAAGUUUUUAUUUAUUUAUUAUUAAUAAUAUACUAUAACUUUAAUUUUUUUAUUUAUUUUUUUUCCAUUAACAUUCCACAUUAUAUUAACAUUCAUUUGUUCACCAGGAAAUUAAAUAUAUUUUUAUAAUUUAUACAAUCAACCGAAUUUCGCACAAACAUUGUACAAAAUUGUCUUAUUCUUUCGUAUAAAAUGUGUAAAUAUAAGUAAAAUGUUGGGCCUCAUGAAUGUCAUUUAUAAUUCACUUCUAUAAAGAUAAUCAUGAAACAUAUAUGUGAUGCUAAUUAGCUGUAAUAAUUAUUUUAGAUUUAGUUUUAAUACUGAUUUUUUUUUUUUUUUAGUUAUUAAGUUCUUAUACAUUUAUAUUAUUAUCUAUAUUAUUUAAAUAUGUAUGUGAACAAUGAAAUUCCAUAAGUGCCUUUUUUGUACUACAUAAUAUAUAGUAAUUUUAAUGAUGUGCAUAUCUUGACGAAUUAUCUUGUAUGCCAAAAUUAAUUAUUCAACAUUCCAUAUUGAUUUUUAACUGUAUAAUGGCCACUUGGUGUUUAUAAUACUCCAAGUGUGUUAUAAAUGCGCACACAUCUGAUGUCAAUCAAGUCCAAAUUGACUGCCAAUAUAAGACUAUUAGAUACUGUUUUAUUCAAGACAAUAAAAAAAAGACAUUUUAUAAAUAAUA
Molecule: messenger RNA, 3040 nt
Organism: Sipha flava (yellow sugarcane aphid)
Lineage: Eukaryota; Metazoa; Arthropoda; Insecta; Hemiptera; Aphididae
Product: innexin inx2-like
Exons: 1
Coding region: 441-1520 (359 amino acids)
Biological process (GO): phototransduction
Cellular component (GO): gap junction; plasma membrane
Molecular function (GO): gap junction channel activity
Source: RefSeq, a predicted model, not a curated record